CCAAAACUAAUUUUUCUGUACACAAUGAAUACACAAACUUCAGAUGAAUUUUAUUUUGAUUAUCCGAAUAUAAAUAAGGUAAUAAUCGAAGGUGUUCUCAAACGUUUGAGAAAUUCACCUGUCAGUGACAACACUUCAGCCUUUUAUUCGUCAUUUUCAAAAGAUCGUUUAAUGAAACGUUCUGUACUGACUUCAGACUAUGUGUCUUCCACCACUGCUGCCUCUGUCUCCAGCUCAACACCUGCACUGCUGCCUUCAACAUUACCGCCUUCCACUGCAACUGCAUACGAUAUAGACUUUGUUCGUGUCAAAAUUCAGGGAAUUAUAUUUGAUGUUAAAUUUCAACGUCCAGAUUAUAAAUCGAAUGGAGGUUUACAUCUACGGAAUUUAAUGAAACCAUUUCAACAUUUGUUAUUAGACCCACAGUAUACUGAACAAGUUAUUACAACUUAUAAUCCCCUGGUAAUGCAAAAUGAAAUAUGCAAAGAAUUCGAGAAUAAUCAAUCCGACCAACAUGUUACCAAUACUUUCUUCAUAGUGAAUGAUGUCGGUGCACUCGUUGAUCGACCAAUGCAGGACAGGCUUCAUCGACUGUUCUUUCAAAUCACAUCUGCACUUGGUAUACCAAGUAUUACAUGGUUACCAACUAGAGUUGGACAAUUUGAGCUGGAUGAUUCACAGUUGGCUAUUCGCUUAGAGCCACUCACUUGGCAUGUAGCACGAGGAUUGGUCGAUUUCAUGCAGGCGUAUAAAUGGAAUCUUGUCGUCAUGGUAUACGAUACACUGGUGCCUGGAUCAGAUGUUUUAGUUGAAGAGAUAAGAACAUUACAGAUAGAAAGAAGUGCACAAGAUCAUCCAAACUAUUUUGAAUUUGAAAUAAACUAUCAGUUUCCGUUCGAGGGAUUAACAUCCGUUGAGUUCUUUGAAUGCAUAGAUGCACUGCUACGCGAAAUUCGACCGUGUUUAGAACCAUUACUUAAUAUUCUAGAAAGUAUAUACCGUGCAGAUGCAAGAGUUAUAAUAUUUAAUGGAAAUGUCUUUGAUUUAAAUACACUAUUGUACAUAGCAGACAGUUUAAAUGGAACAAAGCAUGAACAUUUGAAAGCACUAUUCGGUGAAGACUAUGUAUGGAUAUUCACACCGUCUACCAUGAGUUCUCUGAAUGUUGCACACAGUCAAGACAAAGAAUCCGAGGAUAAUAAUGUCCUAGCAGAAUCAACAAUGUUUAAAAAAAUCCCUGGAAUGUUUGCUUUAAUAUGUUUAAAUGAUUACAGCAGCCGUAAACGUAGUGCUGAAAUAGCUCGUGAAGUUUGGCAAAAAUCAAUGAUUGAAUUAAUUUAUCAACUGACACAAAUCUAUCCACCAGACAGAUCGAUACAGAUUGACACGCUGAAUAAAGAUACACUGGUUUACUUCAAACAAAUCUUGGAAAAACUUAGACCUGUAAAAUUAUGCCAGUAUUCUGACCAUUUAAGUUGGCAAUGGGGACGAAGAAUGUACGACAUCAUGCACACAAUCGUUGUGAACGUGGAUAAUGAACCGAUCACUUUUUUACCCAAUGGUGGAUUAAAUGUCUCCAAGUUAUACAUUUAUAAUUCCAGGAUUACUGAUGGUCAAAUGAAAUGGUAUAAGGUUGGAACCUGGUCUAUGAGUAGUAAAUGGGGUAGAAGUAAAUCGAAGCUGAGAAUUGAUGGCGUUACUUGGCCUGGUGCAGCGAAUUCGCCGCCUAAAGGUCGACCAAAUAAAUUCAAGCUACGUGUGGUCACAAUAAAAGAGAUACCUUUUGUAAUUUAUAGUAAAGCUCAAGAAGGUGGAACAUGUGAUGCAAAUUCAAUUCCAUGCAAACUUCGACCUGAAUCUCUACAAGAUGAAGACAUCUCCGGGAAAACUUCAAUCAUGCAUAAAACACUCAGCUCGGUCGGAAUAAAUUCUAUUCAUAAAGAUUUUCAAAAACAAGCUAAACAAGAGCUGUUCACAUCCAGAUUGAACAGGUCGGCCGAGUUAAAGGAUACAAACAAUUCUGUAGUUUAUGUCAAUGGAUGUUGUUCUGGACUGACAAUGGAUUUACUAAUGGAAUUAAUGAAGGACUUGAACUUCGAAGUUGAAAUGUUUGAAGUAAUGGAUGGUUUCUGGGGAGCUUGGACACCAGAUGGAUGGAAUGGUAUAAUACGUGAUUUAAUCGAUAAUAGAGCUGAUAUGGCAGUGACUUCAUUGAAAAUCACACCGAAUCGAUCACAGCAAAUUGAAUUCAGUGUACCAUUCCUGGAAACCGGUAUAGCAGUUUCAGUAGCUUUACGUGAAGGCGCUAUAGCGCCAACAGCUUUUCUAAAACCAUAUGACUAUCAAUGUUGGUGCGUCAUUUUAGUAUUCAGUGUACAUGCAACAGGUGCAGCACUUUACAUUUAUGAAUGGUUUAGUCCAAAUGGAAUGAAUCGUGGACGAUCACCCGAUCAAAACCAUCGUUUCUCCUUCUUCAGUUCACUUUGGCUAAUCUGGUCAAUGUUAUUUGGAGCUGCAGUGAAUGCUGAGAAUCCCAGAGGGAUGGCUAGCCGAUUCAUGGCAAAUAUUUGGGCUUUAUUUGCACUUGUAUUUCUAGCCUCGUAUACGGCAAACUUAGCCGCCUUUAUGAUAGCCAAAGAAGACUACUUUGAGUUAAUUGGUGUCAAUGAUUGGCGAUUACAGCAUCCUUGGUAUCUGAAACCACCAUUGCGAUUUGCCACUAUUCCAAGUGGAGCUACUGAAGAGAAUAUAAAAAUCAAUUUUCCAGAAAUGCAUAGGUAUAUGAGCAAGUUUAAUAAGUCCACUGUUGAAGAAGGUCUGAAAGCAACGAAAUCAGGGCAACUUGACGCCUUUUUAUACGAUGCAAAUGUGCUAGACUAUUGGGCAAUGAAAGAUGAAGGCUGUAAACUACGUACAGUUGGAAAUUUAUACGCAAUGACCGGCUAUGGCAUAGGCUUUUCCAAAAGUAGCCGAUGGUUAACUAAAAUUAAUUCACGGAUAUUGGAUUAUCAAAAAAACGGUAAAUUACAACGGUGGAAAAAGUUUUGGCUAACAGGUUCAUGCAAGAAAGAUGCUGCUGUUGGAAAUGCUAACAAAACACUGGGAGUUAAAAAUUUCAUUAGUGCUUUCAUACUACUUGUUUGUGGAAUGCUUAUUUGCACUGUAUUCUUGUUACUUGAGUACGCUGUCUAUUGGUAUGCCAAACCGAAAUUGAAAAAGCUAAAUCAAUACGGAUGUUUUGGUCGAAUCGCUUCGCCACUGAAUCAUGCACCUAGGCAGUCUGAAGCAGAUAAUCGGAUGGUGCAGCUGCAUCAUGAAGAUAAAUGUAAAAAUCCCAUCUGUGAUAUGAAGACAAAGAAGUACUUGAAAGAGCUUAAAAUCCUUCGAAGCCAACUAGAUGAACUACAGGAAAUUCUGAAGAAGAAAAAUCCAUCAGUCGAACAACACAUUGCCACAGGAGAGAUUGAUGCUCAAAAUAAGACAACAUUCGAAUAUCUAUACAAGAAGAAAAGAACAGACAUUGUGAGUAAUAAUGAACCUACCGAUUUAGAUGAGCAUGAAAGGAAUACAAAUAAUAAACUUAGAUUGAAAAUUGAACCUACUGAAAAAUCAUUGACGAUGAUGAAUAAUACAAAAGCAGCAUCAGUAGGCAAGGAAAAACAAAUGAUGAUGGCGACAGCAACAACAACAACGACAGCAACAACAGCGACGAAAACGCCACUGAGUCAGUCAACUAAAGGUACACGUCAAAAAGUGACGAUAAUACCAAUCGCCAACCAAAUUAAUGAACCUCAACAGGCAAGAACUUGUGAUGAAUUAUUAUUAACAAAUGGAAUGGAGACGAAAUAUGUUAUCCUGCCUAAAUUAGAAUCAUCACCGAACAGAAGAAGACGAUUCAUCAGAUCACAAUCAAUAGAUCCGAAUUCAUUAGUGACAACAUGUCAAACAGACUACAAGUUUAUUAUCCCUAAUAGUUCAAUGCCUACAGCACAAACAAUUUCACAAAAUGUUAAUCACAAUGAAACUCAUAUGAUUACACCUGUACAACAAAAUGAUGUCAGUAUAAAUCUCACAAGUCGAACUGUUGAAUCUUCGCCUAACAAUGAAUUAAAACCUUGUUCAUCUCUAAUAAGCAUAAAAAGUAGAGAAACAGACUUAGAACGCCAAAAUCGAGGAGAGAUUAUGAAGUGUUUAGUUGAAAAAGAAUCAGUUUUAUGA
Messenger RNA from Trichobilharzia szidati, 4218 nucleotides. NCBI's taxonomy places the organism in Eukaryota, Metazoa, Platyhelminthes, Trematoda, Strigeidida, Schistosomatidae. The record is from the annotation of a GenBank genome assembly.